UGUUAUCGAUGCACUGCCAUCACUAUCUCGCCGCUUUAUUUUUCUCAGAGGUUUUCCGUGGUUUUUAAGUAAUUAAAUUAAGACUAGGCCGCCAUGCCGUACGCCAACCAGCCGUCCGUGCAGAUAACCGAGCUGACCGACGACAAUGUGAAGUUCGUCCUGGAGGACACAGAGCUGAGCGUGGCCAACAGCCUGCGACGCGUGUUCAUCGCGGAGACGCCGACGCUGGCCAUAGAUUGGGUGCAACUGGAGGCCAACUCCACAGUGCUGUCGGACGAGUUCCUGGCCCACCGCAUCGGCCUGAUACCGCUGAUCUCCGACGACGUGGUCGAGCGGCUGCAGUACACGCGCGACUGCAUAUGCCUGGACUUUUGCCCCGAGUGCAGCGUGGAGUUCACCCUGGACGUCAAGUGCAGCGAGGAGCAGACGCGCCACGUGACCACCGCCGACCUGAAGUCGAGCAACGCCAAGGUGCUGCCGGUGACGUCGCGCAACCAGGGCGAAGAGGACAACGAGUACGGCGAGAGCAACGACGAGAUCCUCAUCAUCAAGCUGCGCAAAGGCCAGGAGCUGAAGCUGCGCGCCUACGCCAAGAAGGGAUUCGGCAAGGAGCACGCCAAGUGGAAUCCCACGGCGGGCGUGUGCUUCGAGUACGACCCGGACAACUCCAUGCGGCACACCUUGUACCCGAAACCAGACGAGUGGCCCAAGAGCGAGCACACCGAGCUGGAGGACGACCAAUACGAGGCGCCCUACAACUGGGAGGCCAAGCCGAACAAGUUUUUCUUCAACGUGGAAUCCUCCGGCGCCCUCAAGCCCGAGAAUAUCGUAAUCAUGGGAGUGCAGGUGCUGAAGAACAAGCUGUCCAACCUGCAGACGCAGCUCAGCCACGAAUCCCAGAACGAUGCCUUGGCCGUUUGAUGUAUAACAAGUUUAUUUUUAGUUUAUAAAAGUUUCUCCGCCUAAUCCUUGAACAA
Drosophila gunungcola (fruit fly) is the source of this 977-nucleotide messenger RNA. RefSeq names its product DNA-directed RNA polymerase II subunit RPB3 (gene RpII33). Gene Ontology annotation, biological process: DNA-templated transcription. Gene Ontology annotation, cellular component: RNA polymerase II, core complex. The record is from RefSeq and is a predicted model, not a curated record. Gene Ontology annotation, molecular function: DNA binding; DNA-directed RNA polymerase activity; protein dimerization activity. The transcript has a single exon. The coding region runs from base 94 to 921 and encodes 275 amino acids. Lineage: Eukaryota; Metazoa; Arthropoda; Insecta; Diptera; Drosophilidae.